AUGGAACUUGAUCAUUUCAGUCACAAACAUUCAUUGACUUCCUUGGAAAGCCAAAACACAAACAGUGAUGCUUGGAAGACCUAUUGCUCCGGCUGCCUGGGUUCAAUAUCCAAGGAAUCUAGCUAUGGUUGCACUCAAUGUGACUACUUUCUCCACAAAAAAUGUGCAGAGCUACCCGCUGAAAUUUCCCAUCCUCUCCACCGAAGACACCCUCUUCUUCUUCAAUCCAACCACGAGGAACUUAUUUGUGCUUUGUGCUUCUGCAGUGGGAGCUUAGUUUAUCACUGCUCUAUCUGUGAGUUUUCCCUUGACAUUGAAUGCGCUGAAGUUUUACCUCCAGUUAUUCGAUCUCAAACCCAUGAACACCCUUUUACCCUCCUUUGCAAGGAAGUCUCAUUCGAUUGUGAUGCUUGCGGCGAAGAUGGCUCUCACUCUCCCUACGUUUGCAUCUCCUGCAACCUCACAGUUCACUACCAUUGUAUUUCAUUACCAAGAGCCAUCAGAAUAACUCGCCAUGAACAUCUUCUCAGACACACUUAUUUUCUUCAUGAAUGGCGCCCCUGUUCGAUUUGUCACAUUAAUCUGAGUGAAAACCAUGGGUGUUAUCAUUGUCCAGCGUGCGAUUAUGCUGUCCAUGUCCACUGCGCAACGCACUCUGAUAUACGGGAUGACACAACAAGAGAUGAGGAAGAUGAUACGGAGAGCAGUGAGGCCAGGGUAGAUUCUAUAAUCAGGAUUGUUAAGGAAAUCAAGUUGGGUGAAGACAUGAUUGCAGCUGAGAUUGAGCAUUUCAGCCAUGAACAUACCUUGAGUUUCAGUAAUGUGGGUAAGGAUAAUAAAUGUUGUGAUGGGUGCGGUAUACGCAUUUUGUCUCCAUUUUAUUGCUGUGAAGGGUGUGAUUUCUUCCUCCAUAAAACUUGUACUGAAUUACCCAGAAAUAAGCUUUACCCGCUUCACCAGCAUACACUUACUCUUCGACCAAAAUCACCUCAUUCGAGUAGAGUCUUUGCAUGUAAGGUCUGUUCAAUCUACUCCAACGGCUUCUCUUACAACUGCGAGAGAUGCAGUUUUGAUAUCGAUCUCCGCUGCUCUUCAAUUUCAGACACUCUUAUCCAUCAAGCUCAUGAACAUAGCCUCUUUGUCUUAUUCGGGAUUGAUGGAGUGCGGGAAUGCAAUGGCUGUGGUGCGUCGGGAAAGAACGGACUGGAAUGCUCUCAAUGUGACUAUGGUCUUCAUUUCAAAUGUGCUACACUACCACUCACAGCUAUGCAUAGCUAUGACGACCAUCCUCUGAAACUCACCUUCCAGGAUGAUUCAGAUUCAGAUAUGCUUUAUUGCGAUGUAUGCGAAGAUGAGAGAAAUCCAGAUAAUUGGUUCUACUCCUGUGAUGAUUGCGGUGUCACCAUUCAUCCCGAAUGUUUACUUGGCAAGUAUCCUUAUAUUAAGGUUGGAGAUGCUUACGCAACUGAUUCUCACCCCCACUCCCUCCGUUUCGUGAAGAAGACAGAGAAGUAUCCUGCCUGCAACUCUUGCAGCCAACCCUGCACAGAUUUGGCACUUGAGUGUGCCGAGCCUGAAUGUAGUUUUAUUGUCCACUGGGAAUGUGUUGCUCCUAACAAGUCUUGA
Messenger RNA from Carica papaya (papaya), 1626 nucleotides. RefSeq lists its product as uncharacterized. NCBI's taxonomy places the organism in Eukaryota, Viridiplantae, Streptophyta, Magnoliopsida, Brassicales, Caricaceae. The record is from RefSeq and is a predicted model, not a curated record.